Messenger RNA from Apodemus sylvaticus (European woodmouse), 3535 nucleotides. It is a transcript of the gene Lbr, whose product is annotated as lamin B receptor. Lineage: Eukaryota; Metazoa; Chordata; Mammalia; Rodentia; Muridae. The transcript has 14 exons. The record is from RefSeq and is a predicted model, not a curated record. Bases 131 to 1984 code for a protein of 617 amino acids. Gene Ontology annotation, biological process: sterol biosynthetic process. Gene Ontology annotation, molecular function: oxidoreductase activity, acting on the CH-CH group of donors, NAD or NADP as acceptor. Gene Ontology annotation, cellular component: nuclear inner membrane.
CUAGGGGCGGGACCUUGGAGGCGCGAGAACGCGGCUGCCUGUGUCGCGCGCGGAAUCGCCGCGGGCUGCUGGUGACUGUCCCGGAGCCGCUGGAGUUCGCGCAGGAGCGCGGCCAGACUAAUUUUAGAAAAUGCCAAGUAGGAAGUUUGCAGAGGGUGAAGUGGUCAGAGGUCGAUGGCCUGGGAGCUCCCUUUACUAUGAAGUAGAAAUUCUGAGCCAUGACAACAAAUCCCAGCUCUACACUGUAAAAUACAAAGAUGGCACCGAACUGGAACUGAAGGAGAAUGAUAUCAAGCCUUUAAAAUCCUUUAAGCAAAGAAAAAGUGGCUCAAUUUCCAGCUCUCCUUCGCGCCGCCGCAGCCGCUCAAGAUCACGCUCCCGGUCCCCGGGCAGGGCGCCGAAAGGCUCCAGAAGAUCCGCCUCUGCAUCCCACCAGGCUGACAUAAAGAAGGAGAUGAGGAAGGAAUUUCUGCAAGUUAAACUGACUCCGCUUGUGUUGAAGCCAUUUGAAAACAGCGUCAAUGUGUACAACGGGGAGCCGGAGCACAUGGAGAAGAACACCACGCCUUACAGAGACAAGCAGGAAAGAGUCAUUUUGUCAACAGAAGACAGCUAUAUAGCAACACAGUACAGCCUUCGUCCCAGGAGAGAAGAGGUUAAAGCCAAAGAAAUAGAGUCUGAGGAACAAAACCGUGUCACCAAAGGACCUGCACCUUUGGGAUCCUUUCAAGUGACCACUCCACAGAGGAAGGACUUGGAGUUUGGAGGAGUACCUGGUGCGUCCUUCCUUAUGCUCGGCCUGCCCACCUGUGUCGUCCUGCUGCUGCUGCAGUGCAGGCAGGAUGACCCCGGGCUGCUCCAGUUCCCCCCGCCUCUGCCGGCUCUCCACGAGCUGUGGGAAACCAGGGUGUGCGGCGUUUACCUCCUCUGGUUUUUCGUUCAAGUUCUCUUCUACCUUGUACCAGUUGGGAAGGUUGUAGAAGGAACACCUCUUGUUGAUGGAAGAAGACUCAAGUAUAGACUGAAUGGAUUGCACGCCUUCAUCCUGACGUCAGCAGCCUUGGGAGCCGCUGCCUUCUGGGGCACAGAGCUGUGCUACCUGUACACUCACUUCCUGCAGUUCGCACUGGCAGCCACCGGGUUCUCCGUGGUCCUGAGUGUCUACCUCUACGCCCGCUCUCUGAAAGCCCCAAGGCAUGAGCUGUCACCUGCCAGUUCUGGAAAUGCCAUCUAUGACUUUUUCAUUGGUCGUGAAUUAAACCCUCGACUUGGUGCUUUUGAUCUCAAGUUCUUCUGUGAAUUGCGCCCUGGACUGAUUGGAUGGGUGGUUAUUAACUUGGUGAUGCUUUUGGCGGAAAUGAAAAUACAGGAACGUAGUGCCCCGUCCUUGGCGAUGAUCUUGGUUAACAGUUUCCAGCUCUUCUAUGUGGUGGAUGCCCUCUGGAAUGAGGAAGCAUUGCUGACCACCAUGGACAUCACCCACGAUGGCUUUGGCUUCAUGCUGGCUUUUGGAGACUUAGUGUGGGUUCCAUUUACUUACAGCCUGCAGGCCUUUUACCUGGUCAACCAUCCCCAUGACUUGUCCUGGCCAUUGGCUUCUGUCAUCAUUGCUCUGAAACUGUGUGGAUAUGUAAUCUUCCGUUGUGCAAACUCUCAGAAAAAUGCAUUCCGGAAGAAUCCCACUGAUUCAAAGCUUGCACAUUUGAAGACCAUUCCUACUUCCACAGGGAAGAGUCUGCUUGUUUCUGGAUGGUGGGGUUUUGUUCGCCAUCCCAAUUACUUGGGCGAUCUCAUCAUGGCUCUGGCGUGGUCCCUCCCUUGUGGCUUUAACCACCUCCUGCCUUACUUCUACGUCAUCUACUUCACCGCGUUGCUUAUCCAUCGAGAGGCCCGUGAUGAGCACCAGUGCAGGAGGAAAUAUGGCGUCGCCUGGGAGAAGUACUGCCAGCGCGUGCCCUACCGCAUAGUUCCCUACAUUUACUGACCUGCGCUGCUGCUUGCCUCGCAGCGCAGACCGCGCAGAAACAAGGAAAGUCCAAAUGAACUAACUUGAUGCACUGACAGGAUCUCUAGGUUUGUUUUUGAGUCAGGACUAUAGAGCCAAAUAGUACAUCUUUUAAUGUAGUUGAAUUUAUUCUUAUUAAAGUAUGGCAGUUAAUGUAAGGGGAAUUACAGAGAUGGUAUAAUUUUUGCUUAUUCAUAGGAAAAUUUUAAUCCCUAAAAAUCUGAACUUUUUGUAGUUUUUUUUCCAAAAUUUUUUCUUUUUGCCAUUUGAUUUUUCUUAAUUGAAAACUCUUAAAUUACAUCUACGUUUCAUCGUGCUUUGAACAGAAUUCUCUUUAAGUCAGUUUAUUAGUCUAUAAAUCAAGCAAAACCCAACCCACUAUUGAUGGUAUAUUGGAAGAACAAGGGCAGAUUGCUUGCAGGACCUGGUUUAAGGGAGACCAUUCAUAGCAGUGACUCCACCUCAGCCUUCAAAAGUGCAUUUGGGAAAUAUAAACACAUAGACUACUUUUAUGUAAUAUAUGAUGACUUUUGAUUUUUCUGUACAGUGUUUGAAUGUGAGAUAAUUGUCAGAAACUAAGUAGUUUUUUUAUCAAAAAUAUUUUCUGUGUUUUAAAUUAAGUUUUGUAAAGUAAUGUGAAUUUAAAAGUGUAAAGGAAUUACAAUUCAUUUAAAGUUAAAGCAUAGGAAAGUUAUAUUUCUUUAUCCAAAGUUUGUGAAUUUGGCUUUGCUACCUCAAUUUGCAGGUGUGUUUGCCUUUAUAAACUGUUGCAAGUAGAAAAAAAAUAUAUUUUUGGAGUAACAGCACUAUUUAAACAUUUUACACACAUUGGUGUUGGAAAAAUUGCCAUUUUUAGGCUACUAUUUUUAUAUAUUUUUUGACUUACAAUUCAACAGUGUUUUUGCUACUGUUUAGCUAAUACAGUUUAUUCUAUUUUGUAUCCUUUAUGUUUUUAGAGCGCUCUAGAAAGGAGUUCAACCUGAUACUACUUUUAAGUUUUCUCUCUCAGUUUAAUAGAUGUGUACAAACUGGUUGUAGCCAUUCAGUUCUAGCAAGGUUAAUUAGUUUCAUAGUAACUGUCCCAGAGCAGGACAAGUGGCAAGUUCACUAGACUUUUUUAUAAACAUAAGGAUGCAGUACAUAUAGUGUGUGUACAUUUGGGUUUCUAUUACACAUAUCACAUGAGCCAGAUGCAGAGUAUUCAGGUCACCUGCCCUGAAUACUAAGUGGCUCUGCUCCUGUGAUCAUGACAUGUUAACACUCUGCAGUCUGUCAUCCUAAGAUAUUCAGCAGGUGGUUUCUAUCAUGCUUUCUUUUCUCCUGGUAUCAACAUGGUAUGUGCUAAUAAGCUUAGAAGGAAACUUUAGGUAAGACUAAAGACAUUGGGUUCUUUGCCUGGUACUGAAAGGGUGGGCAGUGCCACAGUAUCUGGAUAUCAGGUGCAAGCUGUUUUUAAUUUGAUGUUUGGCAAGCUUUGUAAUAAAUUUUUGGUUGGAAACAAAAAGUUGAAAAUAAAGAGUUGCUGGUAGA